Molecule: messenger RNA, 5060 nt
Organism: Micropterus salmoides (largemouth bass)
Lineage: Eukaryota; Metazoa; Chordata; Actinopteri; Centrarchiformes; Centrarchidae
Gene: me2
Product: malic enzyme 2, NAD(+)-dependent, mitochondrial
Exons: 16
Coding region: 292-2043 (583 amino acids)
Biological process (GO): malate metabolic process; pyruvate metabolic process
Cellular component (GO): mitochondrion
Molecular function (GO): malate dehydrogenase (decarboxylating) (NAD+) activity; NAD binding; malate dehydrogenase (decarboxylating) (NADP+) activity
Source: RefSeq, a predicted model, not a curated record
UGCGCGAGAGUCUCCUCUCCUCAGAACCUCUGCCGCAUCUGUGGCAACGUACCAAGAGGUCAAACAGUUUUACCGGUUACUCAAGGAGAAACAUGCCUUAUAAACAGUAACCCGUUCAACGGAAGUAACCGCAGUCAGUAUUAUAAUAUUCAAGAGCAGGUCUAGUUGCAUUUCCUCUGGGUCAGGCCUUGACAUUAAGGAAGGCCAAAAGGAAUUUAAGCUGGAUAAAAAAAGAAGAAGAUAAAUACAUAACUUUAAACCAGUGGACCUUCAGACCAGUGACUGUCCACCAUGUUGUCCAAGUUGAGAGCAACCUGGUCCCUGAGACCCCGUGUCUCUGUUUGCAGAUGGGCACACACCAAAGAGAAGGGCAAGCCCCUCAUGCUCAACCCUCGCACCAACAAAGGCAUGGCCUUCUCUCUACAGGAACGACAGAUUUUGGGGAUACAUGGUCUGUUGCCUCCCAAAGUGGAGACCCAGGACAUUCAGGCCAUGCGUUUCCAGAAUAAUCUCAAGAAGAUUACUGAUCCCCUGCAGAAGUACGUGUACUUGAUGGGCAUCCAGGAAAGGAAUGAGAGGCUUUUCUAUAGGGUGCUGAUGGAAGACAUCGAAGAACUGAUGCCAGUUGUCUACACUCCCACUGUAGGCUUGGCCUGCACACAGUAUGGACACAUCUUUAGAAGACCCAAAGGCUUGUUCAUCUCCAUUCUGGACAAAGGACACAUCCGUUCCAUCCUAGACAACUGGCCAGAGACUAAUGUUUCAGCAGUUGUAGUAACCGAUGGAGAGCGCAUUUUAGGAUUAGGGGACCUGGGUGUUUAUGGAAUGGGCAUCCCUGUUGGAAAACUUUGCCUGUACACCGCCUGUGCCGGCAUUAGACCUGAGAAAUGUCUGCCUGUGGUGAUAGAUGUCGGCACAGACAAUGAGACUCUCCUGAAAGAUCCGCUGUACAUGGGGCUGUACCAGAAGCGAGAUCGCUCUCAAGCCUACGAUGAUCUGAUUGAUGAGUUCAUGGAAGCUGUGGUGGACAAAUAUGGGCAGGACACACUGAUCCAAUUUGAAGACUUUGGGAACCACAACGCCUUCCGCUUCCUGAGGAAGUACAGGGAGAAGUACUGCACCUUCAACGAUGAUAUCCAAGGCACUGCAUCUGUAGCCCUUGCUGGUCUGUUAGCAGCUCAGAGAGCCAUUGGCAAACCUAUCACUGAACACCGGGUGCUUUUCCUGGGAGCUGGAGAGGCUGCCCUUGGUAUUGCCAAUCUGAUUGUCAUGGCUAUGAUGGAAAGCGGGAUGACGCAAGCUGAAGCCAGAGAAAAGAUCUGGAUGUUCGAUAAACAUGGCUUAAUAGUAAAGGGCAGACCGCAGGAAAUAGACACUAACCAGGAAGCAUUUGUCCAUGAUAGUCCAGGGAAUGCACAAAGCUUCCUAGAUGCUGUCAAUACCAUCAAACCUACAGCUAUCAUUGGUGUGGCAGGAGCUGGACGUCUUUUCACCCAUGAUGUCAUCAGGGCCAUGGGAUCCCUGAAUGAACGACCAAUCAUCUUUGCCCUGAGUAACCCAACCACCAAAGCAGAGUGCACAGCGGAGGACGCCUACACACUCACUGACGGUAGAUGUCUUUUUGCCAGUGGCAGUCCAUUUGGGCCAGUAACUCUGAGUGAUGGCCGUGUCUUCACUCCUGGACAAGGGAACAACGCUUACAUCUUCCCAGGUGUGGCCUUGGCUGUGAUCCUGAGUGGAGUGAGACACAUAAGUGACACAGUAUUCUUAGAGGCUGCCAAGACGCUUGCAGAGCAGCUGACAGAUGAAGAGCUGCAAGAAGGCAGACUUUAUCCUCCUCUCUCCAACAUCAGAGAGGUCUCUGUUCAGAUGGCGGUCAAGGUGGUGGAGUAUGUCUAUGCUAAAGGCAUGGCAUUUCGCUACCCUGAGCCAAUGGACAAGAACGGCCUUGUACGUUCUACUGUGUGGAACACCCACUACGACUCCUUCCUGCCAGACACCUACGACUGGCCAGGGGUCAGCUUCAGCCCCAAGACUGACUAGAAGUAGAACAGACCCGCACUGUGCCCCAUGUCACUCUUCCUUUGUUUUCCACUGAAAUCUCAGUCACAUAUCUUUGGAGAUGAUAAUAGUUGCAUUAGUGCAAACAUCUGCUUAUGAAAAAAGCCAGUAGAAGCCCCUUACUGCCACCAUGUUACUGCUAUUUGCACUAAACCAUGCAUCACACGUAAACCUGCACAGCACCUGGAUGGCCACCUGGUGGUGGAAAAAGGCAGUGUGGAAAUCUGAUAGAGUGGAUGAUAACAAAAAGCCAAAACAUUAUUGUAUGGUUAUUCCUACCACCUGUUUUAGUCAUAAAACACAUGGGAAUAAGUAACCUUUUGUUGGGAAAUACCAUUUGUUGUGUACACUCCUGAGUCCACUAACUAUUAAUCUGACUAUAUGUAGCUACCUAGAUUGCCAAACUUAAUUCACAGGUUUUAACAUGCAGUAUGGACAUUGCCUUUUUCCACAUCAAGUGGGCCUCUGGUGGUUUGACUGUUCCAACCAAUGCCCGACAUAUGCUUAAAGACUCCUUUUUAACCCGUGCUUCAAUUGGAUACAUUGGUUAUCAGAGAAGGUGUAGUAGACCCGAGUUAUAAAGAAUCCAGCCUUUUGAUCAAACUAGGGGAGAAAGAGAGGAAACAAUGUAACUGGAGAUAAUGAUGAGAUUUUAUAAUGGGAAAUUUAUAUCUAAAAACACAAAACGAAAGUACACUCCAGCAUUUCAUUUGUGUGAAUGCUUUUGUCACAUUUUCUUUAUUUCUAUGAAUUUAUUUUAUUUUAUUUUUAUUUUUGUGGGUUGUAUUUAGAUCGUGUGCUAUAUAGUCAUCAACACUCCUUUUAAUGAGUUGUAGUAAGAAGAAUUCAUCCCUAAAAAAAUUGCCUGUUUGCCUAAUUGUGAUCAAAUUUAAUAUAAACUAUACCCUAAAUAUUUAAAGAAACAAUGUGCAGUAUCAAUUGAUUGAAACCCUUUGAUACUACAGUUUCAAUUGUUAUUAUUUUUUGUUUUCUGAACAUGUCCUUUUGUAGAAACUAAAACUGUCUGCUGAAAGAGUAUUUUAUAAAGUUGUGACAUACAUGUGUGUUGGCAGGUUGGUGUGUGGGGUUUCGCUCCUUGGAACAUAUUCAACAGGACUCAUUAGUUGUCUUGUUAAAUAUGUUGAAUAGGCUAGGAUUCUAGUGAAUGUUCUGAUCUACUAUUAAUAACAAAUAAAAACAGUAACAUAGGCACGAUAUCUCAGAUUAACACAAGCUUUGCUCAUGUAGUAUAUCUAUUUUGCCUUUAUUUAGAGAUGGAAAUUUAGACAAUCCAAAUUUAUUUGAAAUCUAACUUUUAAUAAGGCAAUUCAGAAUGCUGUACAUGAGAAAUACAAGUAAUUAUGUCUUAUGUACAAAUUAAAAAAAUACAUCCCACCUCAUGAGAAACUAUCCUGUCGGAUACUUUGUGGUGAGCACUACAUACUUUCACGUGUGUAUAAAGACUUUCUGGUGGGCAAGACAAAUGUGUUGUUUUUUGUUUGUUUUUGGCUAAUGUCCCGUUAGGGGCUCUGUAAAAUAGAAGAUAAUUACAGUGCAGCUACAGUGCAGUCCAAGAUAAUAAUAAAUACCUAGAUCCAUUUAAUAAAAGGCAGUGGAAAAGUCUUUAAAUGAAAUGCAAAGUUUUCUGGGAGGUUGUUUCAGAUAUGUGGUACAAUUUACUCAUAAUUUACACUGUUGUCAUAAAAAGUUAGUGACCAAAUAGCACUACUCACAAACAUCUUGAAAUUGACAUCUUGACAUUUUGAUCUUUUAAUUCUCACCAAUGUGUGAAAAUAUAUUACUUGAUGCUAAAGGCCAGUGGUGCCUACAAGAUAAUUCGAUAGAUUGUUACUGGAUAUAUAUAUUUGUGAUGAAGAAGCAGUAGAGAAACAUUUUUCUGUUGACAAACAUUUUUAGAACAUUUCUUUUUGAUGUGGCAGGUCUACAUGUUGACAGUUGACUCAAAUCCAGUGAUCUCCUAUCAGCUACACAGUUAAAUAGUCAUAGUUACAGCAGAUGACAUCUACCUCAAGGUCAUGACAUGCAGUUCUCAAAGUAAGAUAUCUUACAACUAUAAUAUACAAUAUUAUAUUGUCAUAAUAUUUCACAUCUAUAUGUACAUGUCAUGCAGUGCACUUAUCUCAGUGAGACAUAGUAAUGACAGUCAACCAGGUUGUCUAUAAGAUCUUAAUAUUUUGCUUUGUGCUCUGACAAUCUUCUAUAGUGAACAAGCUAAAGAUCUGAAAUUGUGUUUAGUGUAAAAUUUGAGAAUAGAGAAACCCUGACCAUAUACUUACACACCUUCACAGCCUAAAUGUGUUUAAGCUGAAAAAAAUGGUUAAAUUAAAUUUACCAAUUACUAUUUCAUUUGUAGUAUUGUCUUUAAAUAUGUUUAAAUAUACUAGGCCUUUGUUUACAUUUUAGUCUCAGGAUAUUGUAUUAGGGCCUUUUAACCACCUGCAAGUGUCUGCACAAUGUUCAGUGUCUGUUCAUAAUCACUUACAUAAUGUAGACCUCACAGUCUGCUGCAGGCAGAGCUGGGAAACAACUCAACAGCACUAUGAAUAUUGAAAUACUGCUAGUUGUUUAGUACAAAAUGAUGUAACUGUGUGGUAUUCAGUGUGCAGCUUUUUCUCUGAUAGACUCUGCAGCUUCAGGUUGAAAACAAGUAAUAUAUUGUUAAAAGUUGUCUACUCAUACAUUAUGAAAUAGUUUUAUUAAAACGAAACUAUUUAGAAACAGUGUGACCCCUUUAAGCGUUGGCUCACGUGUCUAUCCACUUUUAUUUGUUUCUGUAAUGGUCUUUUUACUUGUUGAAUUUGGAGAUGGGUUCACUCGUGUAAAAGGAAAAUGUCCUACAUAUGUCAUUGCUAAAGUCUGUGUUUCUUAGGUUUAUUUUUGUUAUACAGUAAUAUUUCCUCAGCAUUUGUACGCAGAUAGCAGCAUGUUUGUGCUGCCUCUUAAUACCUAUGUGCAGAAUAAAAACUGUUUUAAACUGG